AUGCGUAUUCUUACUCUCAGCUCUCUCUUCUUCGUGGUCUGUAGCAAUGCUACACCAACGCUUUCCCGCAAGAACGCUUCUACCGCCAGUGAACGACUUGGAUUGACCUGGUUGGGAGGUAACAGCACGCUCCCCAAAGUCUUGGUACUUUUCACAGGAGGCACCAUCUCAGGCGGCUCAAUUCACGGUGCUUUGGAUGACACUCAGUAUGGCGACCUAGGAAUCACUGGGGAGCAAAUCAUAGCUCGCAACCCAUACCUUCUCAACAAUACACAACUUGCUGUUUCCAAUUGGACAAGCGAUGAUGGCUCGACGGGCACCAACGAUGCCUUAGUGAUGAACAUGACCCGGUUCGCCUAUGACGCUCUGUGCUCAAAAGAUAGCGAUAUCGUCGGCGCCGUGUUCACCCAUGGAACCAACUCGCUCGAAGAAACGGCAUUCCUUAUGGACAGUCUCGUAAAUUGCGGCAAACCUAUUGUUGCAGUCGGGUCAAUGCGGCCUUGGACGUAUCUCUCUUACGACGGAGACGCGAACUUCUUCGAUGGUGUCAAGCUAGCUGCAACUCCAGAAGCACGAAACCGAGGCGUCAUGGUUGCAUUCAACGCCCGUAUCAUACCGGGUUAUUGGGCGACCAAACUGCAUUCCACAAACCCCGACGCCUUUGGCGCCACUGCUACAGGGGAUCUUGGCCUUUUCAUCAACAGCUUACCGGUCUUCUACAACACACCAUCACAACCACUUUACAAGCAUGCCUUUGAUCUGUCUCAGGUAUCCAAACACUCCUCAUAUCCCGCCCUUCCGAAGGUCGACAUUCUUUACGCGGCCCGCGAGUUCGAUGGAAAGCUUGUGCUUAACUCUCAAGCGAAUGGCGCUGCAGGAGUAGUGAUCGCUGGUACCGGCAACGGUGGAGUACCAACGGGCCAGGAUGAGAUUGCCGAAGCGAUGGAGAAGGGACUGCAGGUCGUUGUCGGGACUAGGAGUCCGUUCGGACCGAGCAGUCCUGACCUGACGCCUUCGUACGCCAAGUCGGGCUUUGUCCAUGUCAUCCAGGCUAGAAUCAUGUUGCAACUUGCGAUUGCCAGCGGCAUGGGUAUGAAUCAAACUAUUGAGUUGUUUGAGGGUGCGUUCAGAAAGGCUAUUGGAGAGCCGUGGAGUCCUGGCAGCUAG
Messenger RNA from Ascochyta rabiei, 1167 nucleotides. Its product is annotated as Asparaginase. The coding region runs from base 1 to 1167 and encodes 388 amino acids. The transcript is spliced from 2 exons. Lineage: Eukaryota; Fungi; Ascomycota; Dothideomycetes; Pleosporales; Didymellaceae. The record is from RefSeq and is a predicted model, not a curated record. Gene Ontology annotation, molecular function: asparaginase activity.